AGCCAGCUACACGUUUCCGUUCAAGAAUACUCUUUAUAUUUUUUUGUCGAAUAUUUAUUUUCUCUGUUGCCUGUUUCCAUUUUUUGCCAAGACCGAGUGUGCAUCCUGGCGGCGACGGCCAGUCCUGUGAUCCGCUCGACGCGGAACUUUCUGCGCGAGAAUCGUCAGAUGGUGAGCCAGCCGCUGAGAAUGAUCCUGGGGGGGUCGGAGGCAUGGAAGGCGGAUCAGGAGCACCGGUGGCCGUUGCGGGCGCACAACUAUGAGCUACCCACGGCUGCCUCCUUGGCACGGAGGACGGGCCCGUCGCCCUUGUUUCUGGCGGAGGCGCAGCGACGCUUAAUGGGCGGCUCCAGGCUGAGGAUCAGUCGUCGCGGCUAUUCGGAGAAGGAGAUCCAGACAGAGGACAUUAGCGAUGAGCGUUUCCUGAGCGCCGCCCUGCUCAAGUGCUCCUCGGCGGAGCAUCAGGCCCGCAGCGAGGGGGAUGAGCCUUUGGGCGGAGGCGGCGCAGACGGAGGCGGAUGUUCAGAGGCAGGACUGCGCGUUAGACGCACAGCCUCCAACUUUGAGCUGGGCAGAAUGCCAGAGCAGCGAGACGCCUAUCAGCCGGGACAGUACACACUGCUCCGGCCGCUGGGCGGGCUGCUCGGCAUUGUGCCCGGCGCACUGGAUCAGCUGGGCAGGCCACCACCCGACCAGGACACCGUCUCCAUGUGCUCCCGCUCGUCCAAAGAGAGCUCACCCUGCGUUCGGCAAAUGGCCAUUCCGGAAGUGAUGGAUGUGGUGGACCAGGAGGACGCCCUAAGCGUAGACUCCCAGCAGCAGGACGUUCCAGCCAGCACCUCGUCCACGCCGCCUACUCCCCAGAAAACUAAGGCAAAUCUUUCCAUGGAAUCGGAACAAGUUCAGAAAGUCCAGCACUCGGUGGAAUACCAAAAAGCAGAGAACAGCGGCCUCAUUCUGUUGGCCGAGGAGCAGAGAUUGGAGCUCCUGGAGGCGGCUCGGGAGCGGCAGGCCCAGCUGAUUGCCGAGUACAACAGACUUCCCAUUUCCAUGGGAACCCUGCGGGUGCGGAACCUCAAAAUAAUCCUCGAGCAGCAGCUGGAUGUGGUGGACAACGACCUAAGUGUCCUAUCGCAACCAAAGGUCUAUGUAAUGGGAAACUAGAUCUACGACAGUAAACAAAAAAUUACAAAAAAAAACAACACAACA
Drosophila bipectinata is the source of this 1209-nucleotide messenger RNA. RefSeq lists its product as uncharacterized. Gene Ontology annotation, cellular component: cytoplasmic microtubule. NCBI's taxonomy places the organism in Eukaryota, Metazoa, Arthropoda, Insecta, Diptera, Drosophilidae. The record is from RefSeq and is a predicted model, not a curated record.